Parastagonospora nodorum SN15 is the source of this 913-nucleotide messenger RNA. RefSeq lists its product as hypothetical. The record is from RefSeq and is a predicted model, not a curated record. The transcript has 2 exons. Bases 13 to 624 code for a protein of 203 amino acids. Lineage: Eukaryota; Fungi; Ascomycota; Dothideomycetes; Pleosporales; Phaeosphaeriaceae. Gene Ontology annotation, molecular function: protein binding.
UGCGACGACAAGAUGGCAGGCCUAGACGAGGAUGCGGUGGACGAAAUUCUGUACUUGGCACGCACAAAUGAGUCCGCCGACUUAGCCUCAUAUCUUUCCGAACUGUCAGCGCAGACGAAGCGACCCAGCGCCGAUUUGGUGGCAGCGGCCAUUGACCCAUACUCGAAGAACGGAGCAUUGCAUUACGCUGCGGCGAAUGGCCACAAUGAUGUGAUCAAACUGCUGUUUUCUGUGUGCGGAGAUAAGCCGGUACCGGACAUUAUCAACGCUGUAAACGAAGCCGGGAACACUCCCCUCCAUUGGGCAGCAUUGAACGGCCACCUUGAGAGCGUCAAGCUUCUGAUACAAUCCGGCGCUGAUGUCACCAUCAUCAAUUCAGCUGGUCACGACGCGGUAUUUGAAGCGGAACUAAACGACAAGCAAGAUAUCGUCGACUGGCUCCUGGGAGCGGUGGAGGAACUUGAAAACGGCAUUGGCCAGACUGGCGAAGCCUCUGGACAUGUUGACGAGAACAUGAGCGACGAUGACAAGGUUGCCAUGCAGGGAGGCACGGCUGGCGUGGAGGAUGUGAGGAAGCAGAUGGAAGAUAUGAAGACCAGGGAUAGCGCCUCACGGGAUGGUUGAAGCAAUACCAAAGGCUUGGCUGCAUAUGAUAAUAUAUUACUGACACCCCUUAGUCCCGCCAGGGACCACAUUUGCUAGAUAGCGAUCGACUAGCUCAUAGCCAGGUACUCACGAGACAGCCGCUGCCGCGUGGGGGAAAGAGGUGAUACAUGACAAGGCGGUACCAAAGCUAGAGGUACAUGAGAUGAGAGGAUGACUCGCGUUUGCGGUUGAUUGCAUUAGCAUUACUUCUGCCACUAUUGUAUCAUGGCUCCAGUCCGAAAGGACGCGAAUAAACAAGGGUCCAAGC